Phytophthora sojae is the source of this 930-nucleotide messenger RNA. RefSeq lists its product as hypothetical. Bases 52 to 810 code for a protein of 252 amino acids. The record is from RefSeq and is a predicted model, not a curated record. The transcript has a single exon. Lineage: Eukaryota; Oomycota; Peronosporomycetes; Peronosporales; Peronosporaceae.
AUCGCCGUCGCCGUCGCCGCCGCGGCCAUCGCUCCCGCUUCCGCGCACCGGAUGCACCACGCGCACGCCAUGCGCGGCCUCCAAAUGGACAUGGACAUGAGCGGCAUGGAUAUGUCGUCGAUGAGCUCCAUGGACAUGACCUCCUCCUCCACCACCUCGAGCUCCACGGCUGGUUCCAUCUCCACGGAAGACUACACGUGCCCGGUCUGCGGGAUGAGUACGCUUGACAACGGCUACGACAACCUCUCUCAUAUUGGCUUCAAGAACGGCCAGACGAUCUUCACUUGCAGUAUGGCCGCUCGCUCGUUCGACGACUACGACUUCGAGGUGACGGACACGUCGUACCUGGCCGCCAACGUUGCUGAGUUCAUCGUCAACUCGACGGACGCCUCCGCCUACGCCGAGUGCUCGGACUCGUGCGACGAGUGCGCGGACGGCAUCAAGGACCCUGUCACGGGCGACGACGUCACCACCUCCAACUACCAGUACGUUUGCCUGAACAACGGCCAGAAGAUCUACUUCGCGUCCGUGGCCAGCAAGAACGAGUACCUGAGCAACGUCAACUCGGAGCCGCGCUACCUCGUGGACAGCAUCAUCUGCGAGAGCCAGACGUGCUCGGACGCUGAGAACAUCACCGUGCUCAGUGCCGCGGCCCAGGCGUUCGUGCCGGACCUCUCCUCCUCCAGCCGCAGCGGCUCCACUGCCGCCAGCGGGUCGAGCGCGUCGAGCGCCGCCAUGUCGGUGAACUCGCCCGCCAGUCUGACCUUGGCGGUGGCCAGCGUGCUGGCUGCGUUGGCCGCGAUGGCCUAAGUGAAUAACGUAUGAGCAGGUGACUCACCUGAGGUGAUGCAGCAUCCGAAAGCGACGAAAACCUCGCAGUACCUUUUUUAAUUUUGCUGUAGACUUUCAAUACAGAGCACAUUUAGAUCG